AGGAUGAUAACGAGGUGCUGGGCUGCAGUGAACGUUUUGAGGGUUUGAUUCAGUCCUCUGCGACCACGAGGGACGAUAUAGCGUGUUCAUUUCUCCCUCUUAUUUCUUCUCUCCGUCCCUCUUUAGUUCCCUUCUGGAGUUGUAUGACCUAGUUGUUGCGGCGUUUAAUCAGUCAGUCAGUCUUUCAUCCCUUCUCUCUCGUUUGCAUUUGUAAAUACCAGAUACUCCUUGGGGUAGUUUAGGGCACCACUGCAAAUCAUUAAGGGAUAAAAUCAAGCACGAACAUAAGUUUCCAGAGAGGAAAAAGAAAAGAUUAAAAGCUACACGUUCUCGAUCCGAAAAGAGGAGCUUAACUUAAAGUUGAAAAUAUAAAGUAAUUGAAUAAGUGAGGAUCGAAUUGUUUCUCCUUUGCGGCCACACAAACGAGCAAUUCACCCUCUGAAUAAGCCGCCGCGUCGCCCCUCUCUCCGUCAGCCGCCGCGAUGGGGAAGCCGAACAACGAAAACUGUCUGAAGAAGGCGAGCAACGCCAUCUCCAAUGGACUUCAAAGGAUAUUCUUCAGGUACGGCCGCAGCAUCGCCACCUACCCCUGGAUCUACAUCGCCGUCUGCGUGGUGGCGACGGCUGCCUGUUGCGUGGGCCUCAUGAACUUCUACACAGAGACACGCGCAGAGAAGCUUUGGAUUCCGCAGGACUCAGACUACGUGAAGACCCUCAAGUGGCAGGGCGAGAACUUCCCCAACAACCAGCGGGCGGAGUUGAUCCUUUACGAAGCCGGCAACGUACUCACGGCGGAGUACAUACGAGAGAUGUACCGAGUAAGGAAGGAGCUGCGGGAGAUCGUCGUGACGGAUAAGUACGGGAGGAGUCUGUCACAGGAGGACCUUUGUUACAAAGUUCCAGUGGUGGCCACGUAUGAGUUUCAAGAGACGGUGGAGCAAGACUUCGAGGGGGACAUGGACGCGCUCCCCGAAGUGCAGGCGGCGCCGGAGAUGGCCUGCUACGAGCUGAACCUCCUAGACGUGUGGCAGGACAACGAGACCACCAUCCAGGGCCUGACCGACGAGGACGUGAUUAAGGACGUGAACGCCGCCAACACCAGUGCCACUCUGGGCUUCCCGUUGGAUUUCAUCGGGCUCCUGGGUGGCGUGCAGACGAACGCUGAGGGCCUGGUGGUGGAGGCUCGCAGCGCCCUCACCACGAUACUGAUGGAGGUGAACCGCACUGAGGUGGACAUGGGGGACGUGGGCACCGGCGAGGGUCUCUCCGAAGAUGUAGACUUGGAGCUGUACGAGUGGGAGGCGCAGUUCAUCCGAGUGGUGGGCAACGACACUGGACGACCCGAGGGUUUGAAUGUGUACCUCCAGUCAGCGCGGAGUUACGGCGAGAUCAGCGGGGACACCAUAGUGGGGGACGUGUUUUAUCUGGCGGUGGGCAUGCUGCUACUCUUUGUCUACGUCCAGGUGAUGCUGGGGAAGUUCAACCUGGUGGAGACUCGGCCCGUGUUGUCCCUACUGGGCCUGGUGUCUGUGGGCAUGGCUGUGGGCGUGUCCUUCGGCCUCUGCUCAGCCUUCAACGUCCCGUACGGCCCCGUGCACUCCAUCCUGCCCCUGCUGAUGCUCGGCUUGGGCGUGGACGACAUGUUUGUCAUCGUGCAGUGCUGGAACAACCUGAAUGUCGCUGAGCGACGGAAGGAGAUGAAGGAGAGGGUUGGCCUAGCGCUACGUCACGCCGGGGUCGCCAUCACCAUUACCUCCCUCACUGACUUCGUGGCUUUCGCUAUUGGUGCCAGCACUGUGCUGCCAGCCCUUCAGUCAUUCUGCAUCUACUGUGCUAUUGGCAUCAUAGCACUGUAUGUGUUCCAGGCCACCUUCUUUGUGGCAUGGUUCACCCUUGACCAGACCAGGAUGGAAAAGCAUCGCAAUGGGCUGCUCUGGUGCUACACACACAAGCACUGGACGCCAAAUGCCUGCUCCCAAAAGGACCUAUGUCAGAUGUUCUUCUCAGAGAUUUACUCUAAAUACCUCCUAAUGAAACCAGUCAAGGUGUUAGUGUUGGCAGUGACAGCAGCAGUGUUGGGAACCUGUAUAUGGGGUGUGACCAACCUUAGGCAGGAGUUCAACCCUGUGUGGUUCAUCCCUGAGUCAUCCUACCUUUACCAGUUCAUCUCCAAGGUCCAGUACUACUACCCAGAGUCAGGUGAGAAGGGCCUGGUGUACCUGGGUGCCCUUGACUAUGCAGCAGAACUCCCCAGCAUCAGCCUGCUGGAGGACAAGAUGAAAAGCAGCAAGUACAUCUCCUCUGUGGACUCGUGGUAUGACAGCCUGGUCAGCUACACCUUGGACACUACAGGAGAAAACAUUGAAGGAAUGGCCGUGAAUGCAUCCUUCUUUGGGGAGAUACUUACAGGCUUCCUCUUCUCUGGAGAAGGUGGUCGCUUUCAACAAUACUUCAAGUUUGAGAAUGACACCAUCUUCCCAGAACCUCAUGUCCUGGCCAGCAAGUUAGGUUAUCAGCACACCAUCUUGAACACUUCCAGUCAGCGCAUUGCAGCCAUGGACCAAAUGAAGAGCUUUGUGGACUCUGCAAAUUUUUCUGGCUUUGCAGCCCCAAUUGCUGCUGAGUAUAGCAACUGGGAGACAGACAAGAUCAUUGCAGAAGAGCUUAUCCGCAACCUGGCUUUGGCUAUGGCGGCUGUGUUUGUGAUGACACUGUUGCUCUUGGCCAGCCUUAUCAGCUCCAUCUAUGUGCUGCUCUGUGUGGUGCUGACACUGGUUGAUGUCAUGGCUUUGAUGACCUGGUGGGGCCUCACUAUUGACACAGUGUCCUGCAUCAACUUGGUCCUCUGCAUUGGUUUGUGUGUUGACUAUUCUGUCCACAUCGCUCUUCACUUCCUGCAGAUAAAGGGAAGCCGUGAUGAAAGAGUGAGGGUGACAGUGAAGGAAAUGGGCCCUCCAGUGCUGAAUGGUGCCUUCUCCACCUUUCUUUCAUUCAUCCUUCUGGCAGGCUCAGAGUCUCAUGUCUUUGAGUCAUUCUUCAAGAUAUUCUUUGGAGUGUUCAUCUUUGGUGUGUUCCACGGGUUGGUGUUCCUGCCAGUGCUGCUGAGUCUGAUUGGUCCUGCACCCUACAGCACUGGCUCAGCUGCCCCACUGGAUAGUGAGAACAUUUCCAGCUACUCCAGUGAGAAGAUGCUGGUGAUCAAUGGCCAUUCAUACACCCAGCACAUGUGAGAGUGAGAGGAAGAUGGCUGCAGAAAAAACGAAAUCUCAAGCUAUUUAUUUAGUAUAGAAUUUCUAGCAGUAGGUAGCCAUUUUGUAUUCACAGUUGUAUAUUAAUUUUUUUUUACUUAUUUAUUACAUGUUA
Scylla paramamosain (green mud crab) is the source of this 3363-nucleotide messenger RNA. RefSeq names its product protein patched homolog 1-like. Gene Ontology annotation, cellular component: membrane. The record is from RefSeq and is a predicted model, not a curated record. Bases 483 to 3230 code for a protein of 915 amino acids. Lineage: Eukaryota; Metazoa; Arthropoda; Malacostraca; Decapoda; Portunidae. The transcript has 21 exons.